AUGUUGAGUGAUUUGUCUUGGAGAGGAGGAUGUAGACUAAUCUGUAACGUAGUUGCGCCGAACAGUUUUACGUUUUCUGGUUUUUCAAACCUUUUGAUAUUAAAGGCACGAACGAGUCGCGGUCUGCGCGAUUUCGAUAUUUCUCCGGAAACCUAUCGGAACGACGAGGGAUUUUUAUUUUCGCUUUUUGAUGCAGCUCUAGCUCUACUAGGUAGCAGAGCUUGUCAUGCACACUCAAGUUCAUGCUCAAGAAGCGCUGAUGUCUGCCACCUAAUCUGCGAAACGAGAACACAAGGCUACCCAUUCGAGUACAUUUGGAAGUAUGGGACAAAAACUGGAAGUGCGCGAGGAAAUCGUACGAUGAGUGGUUCUUUGUCUCUAAAUUAUGCUCACGGAACUAUUAGCCUUUCAUUUUCUGUGUCGGAUAAUUGCAUUCCUGCAUUCUCUUCUCUGGUUCAGUUUUAUCGGGGGAGAGAUGCAUAGAGUAAGCAGGCAUCCACAUUAAGAAAGGAACACACGAAGUACGCUUCUACUGUUUACCUCUUUUCUGAGUCUGACACUGAUAAUCAACUCUGGUCUGCGCAUUACUCUUCCGUAAAAGGUCCAACCGUUUUGGAUGAUCCUCCACGGAUUUUCGCUUUGGGCUUGUAUCCAAGAACACCCAAUCGAUUGCUGGUCAAGGUGUUCGUUUAG
Messenger RNA from Amoebophrya sp. A120, 693 nucleotides. The record is from the annotation of a GenBank genome assembly. Lineage: Eukaryota; Dinophyceae; Syndiniales; Amoebophryaceae.